Messenger RNA from Ahaetulla prasina, 6073 nucleotides. It is a transcript of the gene TMEM101, whose product is annotated as transmembrane protein 101. Bases 16 to 789 code for a protein of 257 amino acids. The transcript has 4 exons. The record is from RefSeq and is a predicted model, not a curated record. NCBI's taxonomy places the organism in Eukaryota, Metazoa, Chordata, Lepidosauria, Squamata, Colubridae. Gene Ontology annotation, biological process: positive regulation of canonical NF-kappaB signal transduction.
CCGCCCUGUCGCAAGAUGGCGGCGGGUAGCGGGAGGCGGCGCGGUGUGCUGCGGAUGCUAAUGCGGAUCGGGUCGGUGCUGCUCACUCGCUUCCCGUUCUGGCACUGUCUCAGCGGCCUUCUGCUCAACGCCGAGCGCGCCGAGGUUCGCCGGAAACCAGACAUCCCUGUCCCAUUUCUCUACUUUGACAUGGGUGCAGCGGUUUUAUGUGCCAGUUUUAUGUCCUUUGGUGUGAAACGUCGAUGGUUUGCUUUGGGGGCUGCGCUCCAGUUGGCUAUCAGCACCUAUGCAGCAUAUGUUGGAGGCUAUGCACAUUAUGCAGACUGGCUGAAGGUGAGAAUGUAUUCACGAACAAUAGCCAUAAUAGGUGGAUUUCUGAUUUUGGCAAGUGGCGCUGGUGAGAUCUACCGUCAGAAACCACGGAACAGAUCAUUGCAAUCUACUGGGCAAGUUUUCAUUGGAAUCUACCUCAUUUGUGUGGCUUACUCUCUUCAGCACAGCAAAGAAGAUCGCCUGGCCUAUCUUGGUGGUAUCCUGGGUGGGGAGAUCCUCCUACAGCUUCUCUUUGUUCUCUACGGUGUCCUUGCUCUGUCCUUUCUAUCCGGUUAUUACAUCACCACAGCUGCUCAGAUCCUGUCGGUAAUUCUUCCUCUGGUCAUCCUCUUCAUUGAUGGCAAUCUUGGUUUUUGGCAUGAUUCUCGCAGAGUUGAAUUCUGGAAUCAAAUGAAGUUGAUUGGCCAAAACGUUGGGAUUUUUGGAGCCUCCAUCAUUUUGGCCACAGAUGGCUGAGCAUAACCCAGGGGACUUGAGGGACUAUGCUUGAUUUCAGGCCAGGGAGAGGAGAAGACCUCCGGAGAAGAAACUGGGAGGAUUUUAAUUAAUUGCUUAUUUAUUUUUGGUUUUACUGCAUUGUUGAAACUCUUUGCUCCUUUCCACUGGCAGCUAAAUGAGCUCAUAUCCUUUCUUUAUGAUGCGGGGUCAUUUCUAUUUUUUUAGAUAUUUUUGUCAAGGACAGUUCAACAGCUGUCUUAUUUCUUGAGCAAUAGAAAAUGAAAGAUUAAGGUCUUCAAUUACACCCAUGAGGGUUCAGGGUUUGGUAUCCCCUAGUAGAAUUGAUUUAGGUUUCUGUUUCCAGUCUUUCAGAAACUUAAAGAAAAUGUGAACAAAAUUUCCACUUGGUAUGCUGCUGGGCCUGAACAACACUCCUGGGUUGAGUAGGCAGAGACAGAGAGAUUUUGAAUCAUUUUACUUUGGAUUCAAGAGUAUGAAUAUGAUAGUGAUGGUUCUCAUUGAAUGUGCAGUUUUUUAUAUCGUGGGGCUUCUGAGCAUUGAUAAUUCUCAAAGAGCCCAAGAUAAAUGGUAAGGUCUGUUUGCAUUGGCUAACUUCUGCUCUACUUGUAUGAACACAUUUGUGAAACUGUAUUAUACUCUUCCAGACAAGCAUGAAGUCCAAACAAUGAUCAAUUGGAUAAAAUAUUAUUUUAUUCAUUGUGGAUUUAGGAGAGAAGAGACCCCAGUAUUUAUAUAUUUAGUGCAUCAGCUAAUUGCUAGGAACACUUAUUCCUGAAACUGGAUGGUAAAAGGAAAGUCAAAUUUUUUGUUAAAUUCCUAUAGGGCAGAACAUUUAGAGUUGGAUUCUAACUAGCUGCAAGUGGAGGGAAACAAAUUUAGAUAUAAUUUCCCUUGAUUUAGAUGCCUCAGAUUUUGUGAUACUGGAACUAAUUAGGGAUGGACAAUAUUUGAAAUGGUAGAUGAUUGCAUCUCUGCCUCAUGAUUUUUAAAAUUAUAUGCUUGUCCUAUGACAGAAAAUGAUGGAAUGAAUUUGCAGUCUGUUGUUUUAUGUUUUUUUAGGAAGAGAGAGAGAUUGGAAGGCCCUUAACUCAUCUAUCCCCAUCUCUAAAUUUUGGAAACCCCAUAUUUAGAAACCCCAAAUACUUUCUUUUGGAGGAAGAUUAAAAGUGGAGAAUGGAAAUGAAAGGAAAAUGCUCCCAAAUGCCAUUUCUUGCAGUAUUUGUGGAGAGUUUAAAAGUGGGAAAAGUGGGAGCAGCUUGUCUCCCAGAAGUAUCAAAACUGGGAAUAUGUUAAAAACCUGGACUAUGCCAAAAUACAGGCAAAAUUGGCUUCUGAGAAAGCAGUUUGGUGUCAUUAUGGGAGAUAAGUCUUAAGGAUGCAGGUGAGAAUGAGAGGCCUAUAAAUCCAUCACUUCUAUCAAGAGCAUAAGCUGACAUAGAACCUCAGAUCACAGGCCCAUAUUUAUUUCUGUGUGAAUAGUGAAGCUGUGGGGAAUGAGAUGAAAAAUGAAUGAUACUGGGUGGAAUCAGGGAGUUUGGGAAUUACAUAAUUUGGAUCAAAUAAGAUUAUGAUACUGAAGACUCCAGGAAUAGAAGAAGGGUUUUUCUCAUACAUUGAAGCUCUUCAAAAUGUUAACCACUAGAGGAGGUUGCUGCCUAACAAAUAUAUUGAUUUUUUUCACCCUCAUUGGUAAAUUAUGUUAUUAGAGGCACUAGAAUCUCAAUCAGUUAAAGCAAUAGACUGCCAUAGUACACGCUUAGCCACCUCCACUCUGAAUCCCGUUUUCUUUCAGUUGACCAUAUGUGAUCUAGAUACAGUAGAAUCCAUGUUCAUAAUAAUGUUUAUGCAGCUUUUCCUAUCUCUGUAAUUGCAUUCUUCAGGCCAGAAUACAUUCAGACCAUUUCUUUCCAGAACACAUUUUUGAUAGUAAUCUUGUCUGAAAUGUAAUUUGCAUUUGGAAAAACCCAGUGUACCUCUUGAGAUGUAACGGUGGAAUAUUUGUAUUCAGAGGCUCUCAAAGAAUUUAAUAUGCUACUCAGGAAUCAUUGGUUUAAAAUCCAGCCCCAUAAUGGGUCUUUAUAUGUAUUCACUCUCAAAGGAGAGAUGCAGGAAUUUGGAAAAUGCUGCCAUUCUGGAAUCAUAGCCUAUUUCAGCUGUCUUAGCCAUACACUAUGUUGCCUUUUCCUCCUCAUUGGCAGGUAUCAUUGAUUUGCUGCAUCUUCAGGAUUUCCUAAUACGUAUUUUGCAUUUGGAAGUUUAAAAGUCAAUAAAUGCACUUUUCUAUUAGUGUAUCUUUCUUUCUUUCUCAGUGGUUGUUUUGUUUCCUCUCUUAACAGCUUGCUGAACCCCAGUAGCUCAGUUAGAAAUGCAUCAACAAUUGUAUGUUGUACAAUUCUUCUGGACAACUUCAGCAAGAAAGAUAAGAGAGCCAACAAUUCGUGUUCCUGAGUUCCAAGAUCAUUUAUAUGUUCAGAGAUUCUUAUUAUAUAAGUAAUCCUUGAUUUAUGAUCGUUUGCUUAGCAACCAUUCAGAGUACCGAUGGAGCCCCUAAAAGGGUUACUUACAACUUACAACCCAGUUCCAAUGGCCAUCUCACCUCUCCCGCGUGGUUAUGUGAUCAUGUUUUGGCCAUUCGACAGCAGGUUCACAUUUGUAGCAAUUUGCAAUGUCCCAUGGUCAUUUGACCACAGUUUACAACAUUUUGUUGAAAACUGGUGUUUACAUCCAGUUUUUGGCAAAAACAGCCCACUGUGAACAAUUGGUUCGCUUAGCGGCCAUGGAAUUCACUUAAUGAUCUUGGUAUUCAUUUUACAAUUGCAGUAAAUGUCAUAAAAUCAGGUCUGAACAUAUGAUGAUCCACUUUACAACCAUCACGUUUUAUAACUGUAUUGACCAGUUGGUGUUGCAGCAGGACGGAUAUGGGAUAACGAAACUCUGUGGGGGCUUUGCGAAAUCCAGCCGAUAUCUGCUUGCCAGAAGACCCUAGGGGGCCAAAGCCACCCUGGAGGGGUGGUGAAGAAAGGAGGUAUGCUUUGCAUAUCACGAGGAAACAGCAAUUUUUUCGUUUGAUCCAAAGAAAACCCUCCUGACCAGCAACAGAGGAUAGCCAUUUUUGGCAAGACUGAAGCUGUGACAACUGGGAUAAGAAGAAUAUGUGCUGGAGCAAUGGAUUGAAACUGGGUGAGAUAACUCAACUUCUAUAUUAGAGACUUAAAACCAAAAAAAAAAAAACCACUUAAAAAAAAAGAUUCCCCACGACAUUAAGAAAGGGGCAAUUUAUUAUAUGGAGAAAGAUCACAUACCUAAAAGUGAAACAAACUAUUAAGGAGAGAUUGUGAAGCUUUACAAUAAAGACUGGUUUGGGACUGUUAGCAGUGUGAAAAGGGAUUUAAUUUGUGGAUAAUAUUGUUUGAUUAUUGGAAGAAUUUUAAAGAAAGAGGAAUUUUGCUUUUCAUUUUUCCUUCCCCUCCCCUCCAAGUUUUAUAGAGUUUUACAGUCUUUACAGCUGGAUUUUAGAGCGGGGGCGCCAUCUAUGGAUCAAAGAAGAUAUAAUAUUAGUGUUUUAUGGGAAUAACCUUGGAUGAAGAAUUACUUGAGAUAAAUACAUUAAUAACAAAGGAAAUAAUGAAAGACAAACAACAUCUGGAAGGCUUUUUUAUUUUGGUUCCACAUCAACUCAAAUUUUAGCUGCCUGGAAGUAUUAGAGAGCCAUUUGAAGAUUUUUAAGGCAAGACUGAUUACUAUUAACAAGAAACAUCUUUGAAACUGUGUAUCUGAUUUUGUGGAUUAAAGGCAUUUAGGGAAAUUUGGUGGGCCAAUUUGGAACACUAAGAUGUAAAGAAAAAUUGAAUAAGACUUAACAUUUGGAAAAACCAGAGAGUACAAAUUGGAUAAUUUUAAGGACUAUAAAUUUAGGGCGGUUUGAGGAACAGUUCCAGGACCAUGGGAAUUUUAUUAAUACUGGUGGGUUUGGUGUUUCUGCAUAAUUGGAAUAUUGAAAAUUUGGUGGAAUAUUGAGAAAUGAUUAGUGUAGCAUCUCAGCACAAAAUGUGUCAGCAGGAGAAAACAAAUGCAGUUUAUAAAGAAAUAAUGUUGAUGUUUCAAUGUAUUAAGAAAGAUAUAACAAGGAAUCAUAAGGAGAUGAUGGAAUUGAUGCAAGAUAUGGUGAGAUUUCCCCAGUUGCAAUGUAUGGCUGUGAAAGUUAGGACCAUAAGAAAAGUUGAGUGGCAAAGAAUUGAGGCCUUUGAACUGGAAAAGACUCCUGCAGUCCUUGGAUUGCAAGGCGAUCAAACCGGUCAGUCCUAGAGGAGUCCUAGAGGAAAUCAACUCUGAUUGCUCUUUAGAAGGCCAGGUCCUGAAGAUGAAACUCAAAUAACUUUGGCCACCUAAUGAGAAGGAAGGACUCUCUGGAGAAGUGCCUAAUGCUGGGAAAGAUUGAGGGCAAAAGAAGAGGACGACAGAAAAUGAGGUGGCUGGAUGGAGUCACUGAAGCAGUACGCAUGAGCUUAAAUGGACUCCAGAGGAUGGUAGAGGACAGGAAAGCCUGGAGGAAUGUUGUCCAUGGUUCGUGAUGGGUUGGACACAACUUUGCAACUAACAAUAAUGGUAAGAUUCGGAAAACCCCAGCAACUGACAAUAAAAAUGAACAAAAAAUUCAGAAAAUAGAGGAGAAAACAGGAAGUGUUGAGGAAAAAAUAGAGAUAAUAUCAAAAAUGAAACGAGUAGACAAAAGGAUAGCAAUAAUUUUGAAUACGGAACAAAUAGAAUAUUUUUUAAGAAUUAAAUCGAAAGGAGAAUAAUGAGAAAGAUUCUUUAAAAAUGAUGGGGGAACUAAGGAUGGGUACUCUAAAGAUCCAACAGCAAGAGAGAUGCUAUGGCAGCAGAAAUAUUUAGACUAAAUAAAAAUGACAAAAAGAGCUACAAGAUACCAGAGGAGAAGCAGGACAGAUUCACCCAAAAGCUUAUAAGAGUUGAAAUUCUAAAAAGGACAAGAGAUGAUGGAUAGACAUAGAAUAUUUUUUAACAUGGGGGUUAGUCUAAUAAGUGUUAGAAAAAAGUAGUAGAAAGUAGAAAUUGGGAAAAUAAUAUGUAUACUGAAAUAUAAUAGAACAUAUUAUGAUUACUAUGUAUACACAAAUGUUAGAAGUUGAAAAAGUAUGAUUAUGUAUAUUUAAAUGGUAAUAUCACUAUCAGAAUUGUAUGCAAAAUGUAUUGACCCAAAUAAUACUGUCCACUAAACACUUACGGAUGUUAAAGAAAAAAUAAAAUAAAAUUAUUAUAA